UCCAGUAAAAGGUUAAACCUUGCUCUGGAAGAAAAUGAUUCAUCAGUCCCCAAGGGAUUGGAUUUAUCAACAUUUUUUUGGAAUAAAUCGAAGUAUAAAUGGGCUAAAAAUGGUUGAUUUGUUGGAGCUGGGGCGGAGAGGGAAGAGAUCACUGGAUGGGAAUAUUUCCUAUAGAAAAGCUGGUCUUCUAGUAUUUAUUCUUUUAGUAUUUUUCUACUAUAUUGGGUCUGGGUCUAUACGAUGGUUCCUGGGACGGAAGGGGCCUCCAGUUCUCCAACCCCUCCCCUCCUGCCUCGCCUCAAAGCUCCUAAGGUACCAGGACAUCCUGGACAGCUACAACGGGCACAGGAGCGGGGAGGACUUCAUUUCGUUUGUUGGAAACGGAAACAUUGGGCUGAGUGUUAACGCAGCGAGUGAAAUAUAUAUAAAAUCUAAACGAACUCUUUCCCUGGCUGUUAACUUUAAACCUCUUGUAAGCGUGUAUCUGGAGGGAGGAGGAGAACAGGAAUCUGUUCAGGUACAAUUACAUCCAGAACUAGACCUGGUGUUUAGAACUAUCCCCGGAGUUCUGGUUCAGGAGCUGAAGAUCCACAACCCUGGAGAAUAUCCUGCUCAGCUAUCAGUAGAGAAACUGGGAAUAUCACAGUGGGACGGAGCUACUUCACAAACUAAGGUUAUCGAGCACGGUGAAGGCGGGCAGAAGUAUAGUCUUGUUACUGGAGAAGUAACAUCUGAGUCUAGAAGGAUGAUGGUUAGUGUUGUAUCUAAGCGUUUAGAUUCAAGUAUUGAGAUUGCUCCAAGGAUGACUACCAGUCUCAGAAUACUCACAGGAGUUGCGUACAGGGAGGUGAACUCUCAUGAGAGUCUACGCAAGGAGAUGGAGAAGGAAGCGGUGGAGGGGGUUAAGUCAGCGUUAGCAAUGACCUGGCAGUCCCUUAUAGAUGCUCACACAGAGGCUUGGAGAAAGCUGUGGACGACAGGGUUCGGUAUCUCCUGGUCGUAUGCAGAGGGUGCAGUGAACGGGAACCGGGUGAACGCGACCAUUUACUACGUCCUCUCCCACUCUCCCUCCUUGCUCCUACACAACACACCACAGUACAAGAUGACGGAGCUGCAGGGCUACCUGAGCUAUGCUGAAGGUUGUUACUCCGGAGUAAGAACUCUUGAAGCUCCAAACCUGUGGACUUCUCUUGCAACUCUGAAAGAGGCAGUAACAGUUGUCUCUUACUGGCUUCUUACCCUGGAGAAAAACGGCUGCCAUUAUCUUCUCAAAGCUGGAGCAGACGGAGUAGUUCAGGCAAUGGUUUUAUCCCUUCCUGGAUUAAAGUUUAGUAAUCAGCAUCUAGAGCUUGAUGUUCAUCCAAGAGAACUCCACAGGGAUAUUAUGUUGCGGCGGGUGAACUACGGAAAUGAGACUCAUAUUAACAUCAGUAUCAACGUCAUGGACGACAACAGAGCAGCUCUCUUCGUUAGUAUGGAUAAAAAGAACAGGGAUUAUUAUGGUUGUGAUGCGGGUUGUCUGGAUCCUCCUGUACAACUUGGUCUAGUUCCUGUUCAGUUUCCGGUCAAACUAACCGAUCCUGUCACUGCAAUCCUUUAUAUUACAGCUGAUCAAGAGCAUAUGAUGGACCUGAAGCAUACGAUCCACGUAAAGGAGGUCGUAGAGGCUCCAGCACACCAACCUCAUGUCCUCGAACUGCACAGAUCUGGAAACAAGCUUGGAGGUUUACCUGUAAUAUUCUGGAUAUCCAUCGCCUCGCUUAUCAUAGUGUUCCACCUAUUCCUGUUCAAGCUGAUUUACAACGAGUACUGUGCAGGACAGGAGAAACAGAGGAUCAGGAAGCAUUCGGACUAUAACUAGGCGAUAUCACCGAAUAGAGCUAGAGGUCUCUUCCUGAGCGAUCAUCUACAUCUUAUAGUGAUAGACUGUUAUUUGGCGAUCAUCUACAGUAUUCAUACUGUUACUUGGCGAUCAUUUACAGUUAUAGAGUGCUACUUGGUUACAGUAUUCGAACUAAAGCCAUGUACAUUAUCAGUCAUUCAGACUUUAAGAAUUCUUCCUGAUGUUGCAUUAUUCGAUCCAAAAAAAAAACAUCAAUAAUAUUCAUCAUAUUUAUAUAUUUCAUCCGGACAAUUGAUCACUUCCCGGAUUCCCAUCUGCAAAAUAGAAUGAUCAAAUGUCUAUGCACUGUACUAAACUAGAAUUAAUGUUAGUCCUUAUUAUUUUAACUUGAUCGUAUAUGCAAACUCUUUUCUUUAAAAUCUAAAAAAUUUUCGUAUUUGUAGUUUUGAUAUAUGUACAAUGAUUGAUUGAUUAGUUAAUAAUGAAUCGUGUUAAUACCGAGGUACUGUGUGCCUCCAACUAAUCUGUGAUCCCCACGUAUUUAAGCAAAUAUUUUGUUUCAGA
Eurytemora carolleeae is the source of this 2407-nucleotide messenger RNA. RefSeq lists its product as uncharacterized. The coding region runs from base 35 to 1861 and encodes 608 amino acids. The record is from RefSeq and is a predicted model, not a curated record. NCBI's taxonomy places the organism in Eukaryota, Metazoa, Arthropoda, Copepoda, Calanoida, Temoridae. The transcript is spliced from 16 exons.